UCCAUCUCCACCAUCCAGCAGCCGCCAUGGACCAGACGCGGUGGGCGGACCUCCUGCCGGACUUGCUGUGCGAGAUCGCCGCAUGGCUGGACGACGUCGCGGACUUCGUCCGCUUCCAUGCCGUCUGCAAGCCAUGGCGUGCCUCACGCGACGAGGUGCGGCCGCCGUUGUUCCUGCCUUGGCUCCUCGCGGCGGACGGCAAAGAUUCGGCCGCCCUCCGAUUCAGAUGCAUCUUCUCCAAGUCCAGCUAUCGGUCCAUGCUGCCGUCCACGCCACCGAGGUACCGGGUGUGCAGCGCCACCGCCAUCAGAUACCUCACCAUUGAACAUCCCCGCCAUUGUCUCUACGAUCUUCUCACCCGAGAAACUGCCCAUAACAUGCCUCGUCUCCCGUACAACGUCCGCAGUCAGUGGGACAAGAAAAAUCCCCAGGGAAUUAUCUACGGCGAUGGCACGAUCCUGCUCUACAGCAGCAGCAUCACCAACGUCAGCUAUGAUCAUUCCAUCAGGGCCAUGUUCACGGCGGCUCUCCUGCACCCUGGGGACUCAAAGUGGACUCUCAUCGACAGGACUUUUGAUGACGUCAAACACUUGGAGUGCCAUGCUGCGUACCACGGAGGCAGGAUCCUGGUCACUAUGGUAACCGGUAGUAUCUUGCAGGUCAUCACGCCAGAAGCCGCUGCCACCGGUGACUUGUUGGUCCCUGGCGAAUACGAGUGCAAGGACUGCUACGUCUUUGAGUCCCAUGGCGAGCUGUUAUGGGCAUCGGUUCGCACCUCCUACAGUGUUUCCUGCAAAGAAGGUACCUGCAACGUUGAUGCCCUAUGGGUGUUGGUGCAUAAGCUAGAGGAGGAGAACGCGGCGGCGCAAGGGAAGAAGAUGCGGUGGGUGAGAAAAGAUAAGUGUAGCCUGGCGGAUUGUGUGUUGUUUCUUGGAUCGCCCAAUAGCUUCGCCAUAGACGCCUCGCGGCUGGGCAUUGCGCCUACUUCGUCUACGACAACAGUAAGGACCAAUGUAAGGCCUUCCCGCCUGGACAUUGUGGCGUUUUCAGGUACAACUUCCUCAAUGCCAAGACUGAUUUCGUAGAGCGGCUACCUCCAGGAUGGGAUGACGAGAGGUGCACGUGGCUCGUCCCGCAACCCGCUAUUGCUCCAAUUCAGGAAAUCACUAAGAGGUGCAAGGCUCUAGAAGUGAAGCACAAGCAGCAGAAGAUAUUAGGAUUAAACCCGACGUCCACGUAUACAUCUGUAUACGUCUCCGAGUAGUACUGCCAACUAGGAACGGAGUAGGUCUCGGUCUGUUUAGCUCCUUUAUAUUCCUGUGUAACCCCACGCUGUAAUCAACACAACGA
This is a messenger RNA of Triticum urartu, 1350 nucleotides long. The record is from RefSeq and is a predicted model, not a curated record. Lineage: Eukaryota; Viridiplantae; Streptophyta; Magnoliopsida; Poales; Poaceae.